AUGAUGCUGCACCGCCAGAGAGAGGAUGUUGCAAUUGAGAAGCUUGGGAUGCAAAAGCAGCUGGAGGAGGACGCAGAGAUCGCGAGGUUGAUGCAGGCUCUCAAGCUGGCCGACGCACGGCCGACUGCGCCUACACCCCCGACCACAAGGCCGAUGACCACCGCCGAGAAGGCAGCGCCCGUCAAGAUCGAGAAGGAACAGGACGAUGACCUGACGUACGAGGUGAACGUCGUGCAUCCCUGGCGCACGUCCAAGACAGUCGUGGCUGUCGAAAAGGGCGACAAACCCGCAGCGUCGGCGAAGUCGGCGAAGAGCUCUCGUGGCCGACAACCGCCAACCGACGGAUGUCGCACGACCGAGGUGGGUGAGACGGGGAAAAACGAUGUGCUGCAGCACUGCACUCGCCAGAUGAGGCGGAUCAUGGAAGCGGUGCACGACUUGCGGCGGAGCGAUGACGACGCUGACACCGCCGCCGUCAUCAAGCUACUCGACCACCUGGGGCGAGCGGGCCUUUCCACUUUCAGCGACGCUCUCUUGGUCCUCCGUGCAACCCCGCCCAUCAAGGUCCCCACCACAGCCGACAGAAAUUCGGUCGGCAUCAAGGGUCUGGACAAGCCGCUGGCAAGGAAGCUCGCCGUUGCGUGGGGCGUGGUCACGGCGGGCUACAUGGACACUGAGUGGGGAAAGAGACUCUUCGGCGACUUGUGGGAGGAGCAUGCAAAGAAGGCCGGCUUGGAGGCCGAGGCGACGGCUGGAGCCACCGGCGCUGGGAAGCGCAAGAGGGCGGGCUGA
This is a messenger RNA of Closterium sp. NIES-65, 792 nucleotides long. NCBI's taxonomy places the organism in Eukaryota, Viridiplantae, Streptophyta, Zygnematophyceae, Desmidiales, Closteriaceae. The record is from the annotation of a GenBank genome assembly.